AUGGUCAUUGAUCAUUAUACAGACUUAGAUUUUGUCCUUAAGGAUUUUAGUGUUCAAUUUGACGUCUUUAAAAAUGAAUGUAGCACAGAAACCUUUGAGUACAAAGAUUAUUUAAACUAUGAAAAUGGUACUUCAAAUACUGAAGUUCCUUGUCUUGGAAUUUCUAAGAGUCAAAAUGUUAAGCUACCUAAGUUUACUUUUCAUACACUCAUCAUUUCAAAUUAUCCUGAUUAUGAAUCUUAUGGCAUAUUCCCUUUCGAAUCUAUAAAUUUAUUGAAAGCUGUAAUAGAUAUUUUUAAAUCUUCAAAUAAGUUGAAACCAAAAUAUGCUAGUCUGUAUUUCACAGGAGUAAAUAAUUGUGGUCCAACUUUUCUAAAUCAAAAUGCUAGUCGAAUUAAUUAUAAAUUGAUUAAUUGCGUUGGUUGUAAUCAAGGUUCUUCUUGUAUUUGUGGAAAUAAAAUAUUGAAAGAAAAUCUGAAAUAUACAUCAUAA
Molecule: messenger RNA, 492 nt
Organism: Funneliformis mosseae
Lineage: Eukaryota; Fungi; Glomeromycota; Glomeromycetes; Glomerales; Glomeraceae
Source: the annotation of a GenBank genome assembly